Macrosiphum euphorbiae (potato aphid) is the source of this 315-nucleotide messenger RNA. The record is from the annotation of a GenBank genome assembly. Lineage: Eukaryota; Metazoa; Arthropoda; Insecta; Hemiptera; Aphididae.
AUGCAGAAAACAAACUUAAACAAAUUAAACAUUAUACAAUGGAAUCCUAAUGGAUUCUAUUCAAAAAUCGAUGAAAUUAAACUAUUAGUCAACAAAUUCUCUCCAAUAACACUAUGCAUCCGAGAAACAAAUUUCAACAACCACAAAUCAAUUAAUUUAAAUAACUAUUCAAGUUAUAUUAAAAAUAUAAAUCACGCAGGCAGAGCUAGGGUUCUAGGAUAUCUCGGCGAAAGUAAUUUCGGCGAAAGAGAUUACGGCGAAACUUUUUCGGCGAAUGGAUGUAUCGGCGAAAUUACAUUAAACACAAAUAUUUAA